This is a messenger RNA of Mangifera indica (mango), 1735 nucleotides long. Its product is annotated as cytochrome P450 71D10-like. Bases 120 to 1631 code for a protein of 503 amino acids. NCBI's taxonomy places the organism in Eukaryota, Viridiplantae, Streptophyta, Magnoliopsida, Sapindales, Anacardiaceae. The record is from RefSeq and is a predicted model, not a curated record. The transcript is spliced from 2 exons. Gene Ontology annotation, molecular function: monooxygenase activity; iron ion binding; heme binding.
UUUUCUCAAUAAAAAGCAACUAAUUAUGUUCAAAUGAUCGUAGUACAACAUUGAACUUUGAGUAAACUCCUUGGGAGGAGAGUGUUCUAUCAAUACUGGUGUUUGUCUUCCUCAUUUUCAUGGAGCUUCUACUGCCCUCGUUCACCCCCAUAUUUAUUUCCAUCCUUUUCUUGUUCAUGGCAGCCAAAAUAAUAAAGGGAUCAAAGUCCUGGAACUCAAGCUCAAAGAUGCCUCCAGGGCCCGGGAAACUACCUCUCGUUGGAAACUUGCACCAGCUGGUUGGUUCACUACCCCAUCGCCUCCUCAGAGACUUGGCCAGAAAAUAUGGACCUUUGAUGCACCUCCAACUCGGUGAAGUUUCAACUAUCAUAGUUUCUUCUCCAGAGAUUGCCCGAGAAGUUAUGAAAACCCAUGACAUCAAGUUUGCAGACAGACCCCUUCUGGUUUCCGCUAAGUUGGCAAGUUAUGAGUAUACUGAUAUUGGUUUUUCACCGUAUGGAAAUUAUUGGAGACAGCUCCGAAAAAUUGCAACCAUAGAGCUCUUAAGUGCAAGGCCAGUCCAAUCACUGCGAUCACUCAGGGAAGAAGAGGUCUCAAAUCUCAUUAAUGCCAUACGGGCUCAUGAAGGAUCAGUAAUCAAUCUCAGUGAUAAAAUUGUAAGAUUGACAUACGGCAUAACAGCCAGGGCAGCUUUUGGGGCAAGAUGCAAAGAUGAAGAAGCUUUCGUAUCAUGCGUAUUGGAAAUCGCACGGGCAGCUGCAGGUUUCUCCCUUGUUGAUUUCUACCCUUCCGUUAAAGCAAUUCAGGUUAUUAGUGGAACGGAUGGGAAGCUUGAGAAGCUGCAUCAGAAGAGUGAUAGAAUACUUGAAAAAAUCCUGAAUGAGCAUAAAGAGAAGGAGAGAACACAAACAAGCGAAAGAGAAGUAAAGGAAAAUUUAGUUGAUGUUCUUUUGAGAGUCCAGCGAGAAGGUGACCUUGAAUUUCCCCUAACUGACGACAACAUCAAAGCAGUCAUCGGGGAUAUUUUCGGCGCUGGAAGUGAGACAUCAACAACGGCUUUACAGUGGGCAAUGACAGAAUUGAUGAGAAACCCAAGGGUAAUGAAAGAAGCACAAGCUGAAGUAAGACGAGUCUUUGAUGGAAAAGGAAAUGUUGAUGAAACUGAAAUUCAGGAAUUGAAGUACUUAAAAUUAGUGCUAAAAGAAACCCUGAGGCUGCACUUUCCUUUACCUCUUUUACUUCCAAGGGAAUGCAGAGAGAGUUGUGAGAUUAACGGGUACAAGAUUCCUGAGAAAACCAGAGUCAUUGUCAACGGAUGGGCAAUUGGAAGAGAUCCUGGAUACUGGAAUGACGCUGAGACAUUCUAUCCUGAGAGAUUCCUUAACAGCUCAAUUGAUUUCAGGGGGAUGGAUUUCGAAUACAUUCCAUUUGGAGCUGGAAGGAGAAUUUGUCCAGGCUUAACGUUUGCACUACCAAAUAUUGAGCUGCCACUCGCACAACUUCUUUACCAUUUUGAUUGGAAGCUCCCGAAUGGGAUGAAUCCUGAUGAUAUAGACAUGAGUGAGGUCUUUGGUAUAACUUUAGGAAGGAAAACAGACUUGAUGCUGAUUCCUAUCACUUAUUGCUCUUAGUAUUCUCUUAUAUAUUUUCCCUUUUCUGUUUUCCAGGUUUGUUCUUCUGGGUGAUUAUGAUUUUCAGAGCAUAGAAAUGUUAAGCAUGUUAAGCUUUGUUUGCU